Solea solea (common sole) is the source of this 1815-nucleotide messenger RNA. RefSeq names its product zona pellucida sperm-binding protein 3-like. The record is from RefSeq and is a predicted model, not a curated record. Gene Ontology annotation, cellular component: extracellular matrix. Gene Ontology annotation, biological process: positive regulation of acrosome reaction; binding of sperm to zona pellucida; egg coat formation. The transcript is spliced from 11 exons. Gene Ontology annotation, molecular function: acrosin binding. NCBI's taxonomy places the organism in Eukaryota, Metazoa, Chordata, Actinopteri, Pleuronectiformes, Soleidae. The coding region runs from base 415 to 1815 and encodes 466 amino acids.
ACUACAGACUGUGGGUUUGAUUGACAGGCUCCGGUUGAAGACACGCCCCUUUGCUUCCUGUGUUGACAUGUUUGCACAGUGUCACGUCGGCCGGUCGUAAAUAAGAGUUAGAGACUGAUGAGUCUCACGAGGGCCGUGAACGUUCAGGGUCGACUUUGUUCGUCUUUGUUCGCUAACGUCAGACGUUUAAAGCGUUUAAAUGAUGCACAAAAAUCACAGUAUGUCUUUUUAAAAAAGGGGGCGGUUCUCAUCUUCACCUGUGUUGAGAGGCUGAAUCCAAUUAGGUGAUUAGGAGUGGGCGGAGCCAGGUGAGCCAUUUUGGAAUUUGGUCAAAAGACAAAACACCAAAAAAAAACAAAAAAAAACCAGGUGUGUGUGUGUGUGUGAGUGAGAGUGUGAGAGAGACUCACUGUGAUGGGGUUCAGAGGAGCAGAGCUGCUGGGAUUUGUGCUUCUCUUCUCAUGUGGAAACAUCGGCGUGGAGACGGAGAGUCCGAGUCCGAGUCCAGCAGAGCAGGUGACCGUGAGCUCACAGCUGCCCAGCUCGUCACAGGCCGGCGAUCCACUCCGCUUCCCCGUCAGCUACAGACUGAAGAGCGACCAGCUCAGGAAGCGGCCUCGCACGCACACCCUGACAAACCUGCCGCCGGAGUCGGCCUCGGAUCUGACUGUGAUUAAACUGCCAAUGCGAGGCCCAGACCUGAACCCGCCUGUCAGACAGGAACCUAAAGUAAUCCUCUUGGAGGAGCGUGUGCACGUGCCGGCCCACAGCGUGGCAGUGCACUGUGGCGAGCGCGAGGUCACCGUGGAGGUCAAACUGAAUUUCCUGGGCAACGGUCAGCUGAUCCGCCCGAGUGACCUGACGUUGGGAGGCUGCACGUCGUCAGGAGCCGCUGACCACGUCGUGCUGUUUAAUACGGAACUGCACGGCUGCAGCAGCACAGUGAAGGUGACUGAUGACGCCCUCGUCUACUCCUUCACCCUGAUCUACUCUCCGACACCCGUAGGCAGCACCUUCAUCUUUAAGACCAACUCUGCUGAGGUGGGAAUCGAGUGCCACUAUCAAAGGAGACAGUACGUGAGCAGCAGCGCCGCCUUGAGGUCGACGUGGACGCAGCACGCCACAGACGCGGUCGCCGAGCAGCGGCUCGGCUUCUCCCUGCGUCUCAUGACAGAGGGCUGGCAAUCGCCGAGGCCGUCCAGCGUUUACUUCCUCAGUGACGUGAUGCACGUGGAGGCCGCCGUGCUGCAGGGUCACCACGUCCCACUCAGGGUCCACGUGGACAGAUGUGUGGCCACGGCCAAGCCCGAUCCCGGCUCGGAUCCCAGAUACCCGUUCAUCAACAACCACGGGUGUUUCACUGACGCUAAGCUGACAGGAGCCAAGUCUUACUUCCUGCAGAGGAGUCAGGAGAAUAAACUGCACUUUCUGCUCAAGGCUUUCAAGUUCCACACGGAUCAGAGGAAUUCAAUGUACAUCACGUGUCACCUGAAGGCGACGAUGGUCUCUGUUCCCGUCGACUGGCAGCACAAAGCCUGCUCGUUCCUCACCGAGGCCAACAGAUGGGUGGCAUCAGGUGGAGACAAUAACGUGUGUCGCUGCUGUGAAAGCAGCUGUGUGGAGCAGCAGAGGCGGAAGAGAGGCCUGGCAACGCGCACUGGUCUUCCUGUGCUGUGGGAGGAGGAGACGCUCGUCGUGGGGCCCGUGGAGCUGCAGGAGGACGUCCUGCAUGUGGACCUGGACCUGGACCAGGACGAGUGUCCUUCAGAGUCGCUGUCUCUGCUGCGGACCCACGAGGAGGUUCACGCAGAAUAA